CGGCGCGCGGGGAGAUGCCAUCGAGCAGCCGUACGCAGCGGACGUGUGUCUUCCCCGACAUUGACAAAUAAAUAUUACUUGUUUGUAAUACCCCCUAUCAACGGUACCUAAGGCAGUACGUCACACGUGGCGACAGGAUACCAAGUUGCCCCAAAAUGUCUCAGUCUCAGUUACCCCCGCUAGAACAUUUUGAUUGCGAUAGCGAUAACGCAUCCUUAGGAGUUCGAUGGGAAAAAUGGAAGCGGUCCUUAGAUAUUUACCUUUUUGCUGCGAAUAUUAAUGAUUCUAAGAAGAAGCGCGCCACUCUGCUACACAUGGGAGGACCUACUCUCCAAGACAUAUAUUUUAAUAUCCCGGGCGCACAUAUUCCCGUUGAACCUCAACCAGACGUUCCUGGUGAUCAGACGUCAGAUGUUUACAAAACAGCGAUCGAUAAGCUUGAUGAUUACUUCAUGCCCAAACAAAGCUCAGUUUACGAGCGUCAUGUAUUUCGACUUUUAAAGCAAGAUGCAGGGGAGAAGUUCGAGAAAUUUGUUUUAAGACUGAGGACACAAAGUUCAAAAUGCAAAUUCAGUAACGAAGAAGAUAGUUUAAUUGAUCAGAUAACAGAGAAAUGUGCGUCAAAUGAUUUACGCAAGAAAAUACUAAAGUUAGGUGACACUGUUACUCUAGAUAAAAUUAUUACCGAGGCAAACCUUCUCGAAUCGGUUCAAAGACAAUUAACCGAUUUUAGUGAUAGUACUCAAACAAUAAAUAAAAUUGAGAUAAAAAGAAAUAAUGAUUCUGGCAUGAAGUGCUCUCGAUGUGGUUCUCUGAAGCACAAAAAUGACAAAUACUGUCCAGCAAAAGAUAAAGAGUGUUUAAAAUGUGGCUAUGUUGGGCAUUUUAAAUCUCAAUGCAGGACUCGCGCUAGCAAGAGAAAAAAUACUAAUUUCAAUGACAAUAAGCAUUCUGCUAAGAGAUCAAGAGCUGAUCUGACCAAUAAUAAUGCGACAUUUAAGCCACAUUCUAAUCCUGAUGUAACGUCACAAAACAUAAACUAUAUAUUCUAUAUGGAUGAUGAUACUAAGGUUAAUUGCUAUAUUGGAGGUGUCAAUUUAGAGCUUCAUAUUGAUUCGGGUAGCAUUUCAAAUAUAAUUAGUGACAAAACUUGGAUACAACUUAAAAAACAGGGUAUUCAGGUUACAAAUCAGAUUGCCAACCCAAAUAAAACGUUUAUGGCUUAUGGCAGUGACAAACCUUUGACAGUCCUAGGUUCAUUUGAAGCGCAGAUAUCUUUAGGACCAGAGUCGAAAAAAGAUAUAUUUUAUGUCAUCAAGGACGGCAACCGUGACCUUUUGGGCAAAGAUACUGCCAUUGCACUCAAGGUUCUCAAAUUAGGAAUUAAUAAUAUUAACUCGGUAAGUGAUGAAUGUACAUUCCCGAAGUUCAAAGACAUGCAGUUGGACAUUUCCAUUGACAAAACAGUUUUGCCGGUUAGCCAACCCUACCGCAGAGUUCCAAUUCCUAUCGAGGAAAAAGUUAACAAAAAACUCGAUGAACUAGUUAAUCUUGAUAUUAUAGAACCCGUUGAUAAACCUUCUGGUUGGGUUUCUCCCAUUGUUCCAGUUUUAAAAAGUAAUGGAGAUGUUCGACUAUGUGUUGAUAUGAGGUGCGCAAAUAAGGCUAUUAUUAGAGAAAAUCACCCUCUCCCCACUAUGGAUCAAUUACUACCUCGAUUCGGAUCUGCUAAAAUUUUCUCGAAGCUGGACAUUAAAGAUGCAUUUCAUCAGAUUGAGAUUGCCGAAGAGAGUCGAGACAUAACGACCUUUAUUACAAACCGUGGUUUAUUUCGCUAUAAGAGACUCAUGUUCGGUAUCUCAUGUGCUCCGGAGCUUUUUCAAAAAACAUUGGAAAGAUUAUUAUCUAAAUGUCAAGGCGUGGUAAACUUUAUUGAUGACAUAGUUGUGUUCGGCAAGGAUGAAUUAGAGCACCGCGAAAGGCUCAACCACGUUCUGCGUGUUUUGAAAAAUGCAAAUGUGCUCCUUAAUCAGGAGAAAUACAUAAUGAAUGUCAAGCGCAUAAGUUUUUUAGGUCAUGAACUAUCUAGCGAAGGAAUAAAACCACUGGAUAGUUAUGUCAAAGUAAUUGAAACCUUUAGACCCCCAAAGACAGUAGAAGAAAUUCAAAGCUUUUUAGGAUUGGUAAAUUAUGUUAAUAAAUGGAUUCCAAAUUUUUCAACACUAACCGAACCCAUUCGCAGACUACUUUCCUUAAAACUUGGCCAAAAGUCAGACGUAUCAAAAUAUUGGAAAUCAGACCAGUCUCACGCGUUCACUGAAUUAAAAUCUUGUCUUAAGAAUGUAAAAUCUCUUGGUUUUUACGAUCCCACUGCAAAGACUCAGGUCAUGGCCGAUGCGAGUCCUGUAGGGCUGGGGGCAGUUCUAGUGCAAAUCGGUUCGACAGGGCCUCGUGUAAUCGCUUACGGCAACAAGAGUCUGUCUGAAGUCGAGAAGCGUUACUGCCAAACCGAGAAAGAGGCCUUAGCUUUAGUAUGGGUAGUGGAACACUUUCACAUGUAUUUGUAUGGGAAAGAAAGCUUCGACCUCGUGACAGACCAUAAACCGCUGGAAGUGAUUUUUGGGCCGCGAUCUAAGCCAUCCGCAAGAAUUGAGCGAUGGGUCUUGCGGCUACAAUCCUACAAUUUCAGAGUUGUAUAUCGACCGGGUAAAGUCAAUAUAGCGGAUCCAUUAUCGCGAUUAUGCAUAGAAACUAAAUCCUCAUCUUUUGAUGACGAGUACCAUAUUCACCAAAUUGUCGAACAUGCGCGACCUGUAGCCUUACAAAUGCGUGCGUUGGUAGAAGCCUCUCAGACAGAUGAAGAAACUCAGCUAAUAUUAAAAGCAUUAAACACAAAUAUUUGGGAUUGCCGCGUAAAUAACUAUAAAAUUUUCCAACCAGAACUGUGGACGUAUGAGGGUCUUCUACUUCGUGGCGAUAAAAUCGUAAUACCUUUAAAACUAAGACAACAAGUAGUAGAUGCUGCACAUGAAGGCCAUCCGGGCAUAGUAGCUUUGAAGGGUUGGUUGCGAACAAAAGUUUGGUGGCCUAAGAUAGAAAGGGAUGCAGAAAGUAAGGUGAAAAGCUGUAAGGGCUGUACUUUAGUGUCUGCCGGUAAUCCACCUUUGCCUUUAAAGCGGCGCGACUUACUUUCUCAGCCAUGGCAAGAGAUAGCAAUUGACUUUUUGGGUCCUCUACCUUCCGGUCAUUAUUUAUUCGUGGUAAUUGACUACUACAGCCGGUAUAAAGAAAUAAAAAUUAUGAAAUCAAUCACUGCUAAAGACACUACUUAUAAAAAAUUUAAAAGAAAUUUUCUCAAGAUUAGGUUCCCCAUUGACCAUUACCGCUGAUAACGGUAGACAGUUUAUUAGUGAUGAGUUUAAAUUAUUUUGCGCAGAGUUAGGAAUUAAAAUAUUUCAUACUACACCUUAUACUCCUCAGCAAAAUGGCGAGGUGGAACGCCAAAAUAGGGAUAUCCUUAAAAGGCUUAGGAUUAGUCAAAGUUUAAAAUCUGAUUGGCAAAAUGAUCUUCUUGAUUAUCUCAUAAUGUACAACAGUACACCCCAUACAACAACAGGGAAAACACCUUCUGAAAUUUUCUUUUGCAGGAAAUUUAGAGAUAAAAUUCCAUCACUAGAAUUAGGCGUGCCCUCAAAUGAUUUAGAAAUCAGAGAUCGUGAUACAGAAAUGAAAGAGAAGGGGAAAAGAUAUGCAGAUUUAAAAAGGAAAUCAGGUGAAAAUGAGUUGUUUAUCGGAGACAAAGUAUAUGUUAAAAACUUAAUCAAAGAGAAUAAACUUACCAGCCAGUUUAGUGCAGUACCCCACACAAUAAUCAGCUCUAAUGGAUCUGAAUACGAUGUCAAGAAUGAUGAAACAGGGCAGCAAUAUAAAAGAAAUAUAAUUCAUUUAAAGAGAGUAGAAGGAAAAUGGCGCAUAUGUGAUUCAGAGAAGGACAAAAAUGAAGAACUGGAAGAGAUUACAGAGGAAGCAAAAGAAACGGAAAACCUCCCAAAUGAAGAGUUGUAGUUGAAAGCUAGUUGAUUAGAGUUAACUUUGAAAGAUUAUUUAUUGUUUAAAAUUUUAGAAAUACAAUUUAAUUUUUAGGAAAAAAGAGAGGUGUAAUGUUUAUGAUUAAUAAAUAAAUAUAAUGCGAGGGACACACGCGGCGCGCGGGGAGAUGCCAUCGAGCAGCCGUACGCAGCGGACGUGUGUCUUCCCCGACAUUGACAAAUAAAUAUUACUUGUUUGUAAUACCCCCUAUCAACGGUACCUAAGGCAGUA
Molecule: messenger RNA, 4320 nt
Organism: Pectinophora gossypiella (pink bollworm)
Lineage: Eukaryota; Metazoa; Arthropoda; Insecta; Lepidoptera; Gelechiidae
Exons: 2
Coding region: 156-3389 (1077 amino acids)
Molecular function (GO): nucleic acid binding; zinc ion binding
Source: RefSeq, a predicted model, not a curated record